Molecule: messenger RNA, 1131 nt
Organism: Alternaria metachromatica
Lineage: Eukaryota; Fungi; Ascomycota; Dothideomycetes; Pleosporales; Pleosporaceae
Exons: 2
Coding region: 1-1131 (376 amino acids)
Source: RefSeq, a predicted model, not a curated record
AUGUGCGAGAGGCCUGUCCGCGACCGAUCCAACGUCAUAUUCUUGACCGGUAUCACAGCGGGUUCCGUUGCUCUCGCCGCCGUCACCAUUCGCACGUGGUCUGCAAUCAGCCAAGACUCGUUCGGGCUUGACGAUGUUUUUGCAAUUGCAGCUGAAGCAGCUUGUCUCCCUGUGACGGUGAUACAAUGCUACACGCCAAAGCUUGGUUUCGGGAAAGACACUUGGGUAGUUCCCCAUAGCGAUAUCUACAAGGUUUUGAGGGUAAGCAGACGAUACUCAACGCGUGGACGGCUACUGAAUGCUCAACAGCUGACCUACGGCUCCCAAAUAUCCUACUUCCUCUGCUGUGGACUCACCAAGCUCGCAUUCCUAUUCUUCUUCCUUCGCAUCUUUCCCUCGGAAACGACCCGAAAAUGGAUCUGGGUGUUUAUCGUCAUUUCAGUGCUCUGGACCAUCGCAUUCGCAUUCACGAUGACAUUUGCGUGUAGGCCCAUCUCUGCAGUAUGGACUUCAUGGGACGGGACGAGCACGCCGGACUACUGUAUAAACCAGAAUUUGUUCUACCUGGUAGCAGCGGCAUUCAAUAUCGGUCUGGACGUUGCGAUAGUCCUGAUACCGAUCCCGAACCUGAUGACGCUGAAGCUCAGUUCGCGUAAAAAGGUCUUCCUCAGCGCGAUCUUUGGCGUCGGUGGCAUCGCCGUCGCCAAAUACGCCACAUCAACGAACCCCAUGUACGAUAACCUCAUGUCCGGCGUAUACUCCAUCCUCGAGAUCAAUGUUGGCAUAAUAUGCGUGUCUAUGCCAGCCUUCCGAAGACUCCUCGCUCAGCUGGUACCCAAGUGCUUUGGCACAACGCAAAACAACACCGAUCCCAACGAAGACGACGACACGCCCAAUCGGCCAUCAAAAAGGAGAGGCAAGCCAAGCAGAAGCAUGCUGGAUGCAAGCUUGUUCAACACAACGAUGGCGAGGACGGUAGACGAGACGCUAGAGGGUAUUGGAAAGGCGGACGACGAAGUGCACCUCGUAGAACUGCGAAGAAGUGGAUCAAAAACUUCGACGCAAAAUAUGGAUGGAAGUAUGCGAGGGCACGACGAGGAGAAGAUGCCUCCUAGCUACCACGCUUCAUGA